This is a messenger RNA of Brassica oleracea var. oleracea, 1248 nucleotides long. RefSeq names its product probable protein S-acyltransferase 12. The record is from RefSeq and is a predicted model, not a curated record. The coding region runs from base 206 to 1075 and encodes 289 amino acids. NCBI's taxonomy places the organism in Eukaryota, Viridiplantae, Streptophyta, Magnoliopsida, Brassicales, Brassicaceae. The transcript is spliced from 7 exons. Gene Ontology annotation, molecular function: palmitoyltransferase activity.
GAACAAGAAGGUUACUCCAAAUCGGUAGGACUAACCAACACGACGACGAAUAGAAUCGAUUCCUCCACCGUCUUCCUCCGAACCAAGCAAACUCCGAUCCUUGAUAUAUCCCCUCUCAGCCACCGUGGCUCCGGAUAUCUUACGACGGCUGUUCCCAGCUCGGACCCGAAGACCCGCCCCGAUCAUCCCUUUGACCCGGCUUGAAAUGAACCUCUUCCGGUUCUGCUCCGGUCUGAAAGUCCUCGGCUACUUCGUGAUCCUUCUCGUCAUCACCUUCGUCGCCGUAUCUUACUACGCCGUCGUCGUCAACACAUGGUGGCCGAUCUUGAUCGAAAACAACCAUAAAGCUCUCUCAGCUCUCGCCUGCUUAAUCAUCUUGGUCUUCCACUUCUUGUUGAUAAUGCUGUUGUGGAGCUACUUCACUGCUGUGUUCACGGACCCUGGCUCUGUUCCUGAGCAUUUCAGCAGAGAGCUUGUGGUUGUGGGUGAUAGUUUGGAGGCUGGUGCUUCGACAGGACAAGGAGCUUUAGGUUACUGUCCGAAAUGUAGGAAUGUUAAGCCGCCUCGUUGCCAUCACUGUUCUGUCUGUCAAAGAUGUGUUCUCAAGAUGGAUCAUCACUGUGUUUGGAUUGUUAACUGUGUUGGAGCGCGUAACUACAAGUUCUUCCUUCUCUUUCUGUUGUAUACUUUUCUGGAGACAUUGUUGGAUGUUGUUGUCUUGCUUCCUAGUUUCAUUGAGUUCUUUAGCCAAGCUAUAAAGCAUUCCUCUUCUCCGAGUCAACUUGCUUCUCUCGUUCUGGCUUUCGUUCUUAACUUAGCGUUCGUUCUCAGCCUUCUCUGUUUCAUAGUCAUGCAUCUCUCUCUCCUCUCAAGCAACACUACUUCAGUCGAGGUUCAUGAGAAGAGCGGAGAUGUCAGAUGGAAAUAUGACUUAGGAAAGAAGAAAAACUUCGAGCAGGUUUUUGGGAAGAAGAAGGCGUUUUGGCUCCUCCCUUUGUAUUCUAAAGAUGAUCUCCAUAACAUAACUUCACUUCAAGGCCUUGAGUUUCCUACUCGUUCUGACAUCGACCCUUGAUUCAAACAACAAUUAUUCGACCAAACAUCGUUGAUAACUCUCUUCUCAAAUUGUAUCUCUGAAAACACACUACAUUGUUGUAAUAGUGAAAUUGAUUUGAUUCAUUUGUUACUUUAUGCUCUUCAGCUUACCUGAUAUGAGAACCAGUGGUUACUUGUUGUACAAGUCAAUAA